Molecule: messenger RNA, 1173 nt
Organism: Miscanthus lutarioriparius
Lineage: Eukaryota; Viridiplantae; Streptophyta; Magnoliopsida; Poales; Poaceae
Source: the annotation of a GenBank genome assembly
AUGGCCAUGCUGGCUCGCAAGAUGCAGGGGAAGGAGCAGGCCAUUAAGGAAUAUCUGGUGUUAAUAUAUUUAUCUCUUUGUCUUGCAGACGAUGUCUUACUCAAGAGGAUCAAGGUAUGGAUCUCGCUCACCUUACCGAGAAGCAGCUAUUCAAGGUACAGAAGUCGCUCUAGGAGUGUGGACUCAAGUGAUGCUGAAAACCCUGGGAACAACCUGUAUGUGACUGGUUUGUCAGCUCGUGUAACGGAUCGAGAUCUGGAGAAGCACUUUUCCACCGAGGGAGAGGUGAUUGAUGCAAGCAUUGUGCAUGAUCCUUGGACAAGGGAAUCACGGGGGUUUGGUUUUGUUACCAUGGCUACUGUUAAGGAGGCAGAUCGCUGCAUCAAAUAUCUGGACCGUUCUGUGUUGGAAGGUCGGGUCAUAACUGUUGAGAAGAUUGUAGAUAAUUACUUUCUUGCUUUUGGUAUCAAAGACACUUUCUUAUCUGGUCCCCUAUUACACAGGCAAAGAGAAGACGAGGUAGAACCCCAACACCUGGGAAGUAUCUUGGCACAAAAUCAUCACGUGGACGGAGGUACUCCCCAAGCUACUCACCUGUUAGAAGGGACCGUUACAGUUCCCGCUACUCGCCUGAUCGGAGGGACCGUUACAGUUCCCGCUACUCACCUGAUCGUGACCUGUCUUAUUCUCCUUAUGGUAGAGGCUGGUCAUACUCUCCAUAUGACAGAAGGCGAUCAUACUCUCCUAACGGCAGGCAUGGAUCAUAUUCCCCCUACGAUCGGCGGCGAUCACACUCACCUUACUACAGAAGCCGGUAUCGUUCAAGGUCUCCAUACUGCUACAGAAGACGGAGGCCACCUUCUGUUUCGCCAUACUACAGCCGGCGCUGGUAUAGAUCCGUCUCCAAGUCACCCAGUGUUUCUCCAAGGGCCAGAGGGCGGAGCUAUUCCCGCAGUUUAUCACCACAGAGAAGCUACUCUCGCAGCCAUUCCCCAGAACCGGAGAGAUCAACGAGCUACUCUCCUAAGAAAGGGAGUAGAAGGGAACCCUCACGUAGCAGAUAUUCUGGCAAGAGGCGUCAUUCAAGGGAAAGCUACUCUCAUAGCCGCAGUUCGUACUCCAGGUCUAUGUCUAGGGAGCGCUCGGCUUGAUCUGCGAGGCGUAUCGUCCUAG